Oppia nitens is the source of this 1312-nucleotide messenger RNA. RefSeq names its product endophilin-A-like. Gene Ontology annotation, molecular function: protein binding. NCBI's taxonomy places the organism in Eukaryota, Metazoa, Arthropoda, Arachnida, Sarcoptiformes, Oppiidae. The transcript has a single exon. The coding region runs from base 14 to 1228 and encodes 404 amino acids. Gene Ontology annotation, cellular component: cytoplasm. The record is from RefSeq and is a predicted model, not a curated record.
AUUGUGAACAAUUAUGUCUUUGUCGGGCCUAAAGAAACAGUACAAUAAAGCCAAUCAGUUUGUGAGCGAACGUAUCGGCGGAGCGGAGGCCACAAAAUCUAGCGAUUAUUUUGUUGAGUUGGAAAAGAAAACAGAUAUCACUCAACACGUGGUCCAUGAAAUGCUCGACAAAACCCGAGACGUGUUAUAUCCGAAUCCCGCAUUGAGAGCCCGAGUGGCGGUCAAUACAAAAUUAAUGGGUAACAAAAAUGACCGAUAUGUGCACCCGGAGCUUGAGUUGGCUGACAGUAUGUACCGAUACGGAAAACAGUUCGAUAAUGAUAAUACUUUCGGUCAAAGUUUAGUCGAUAUGGGAGAGACACUCAAAAAGUUGACUGACAUUAAGUACAGUUUUGAAGAUCAAAUAAAAGACAAGUUUUUGGAUCCAUUAAUGCGUUUGCAAUCAAAUGAACUGAAACAAUGUCAGUCUCAUCGCAAAAAACUUGAGUCCAGACGUUUAGACUAUGAUUGUCACAAACGAAAGAAACAAAAGGGCGGAAAUGUUUCGGAGUUGGAUCUGAAACUAUCAGAAGACAAGUAUAACGAGUCAUAUGAGUUGGCAUCCAUGGCAAUGGAGAACCUGAUGGCACUCGAAAUGGAUCAAUUGAUACACAUGACUGCUCUGUCUGAGGCACUCUAUGAUUAUCAUAUCAAGUGUGCAGAUGUAUUGAAAAAUGUUGUCAAUCACUUGAACAGUAAGUCUACGCCAUCCACACCAUUGCAAACACCUAUUUAUUCAAAACCCAAUACAUAUCCCGAUCUGUGGCCAACAACUGCUCAAAAAUCACAGACAUUGCCAAAGACAACUUAUUGUCCAAAACCGACAACUUAUUCUCAGAAACCAACUGAUCCUCCAAUGAAUACAGUAAACCAAUACAGAGGUGUUGUUGAGUCAGUUAAGUUCAUCAAUAAACAAAACAAUGUAGUGAUGGGCGCUUCCAAACCAUCCAUAAGAAAUAAACCGAUUUUGCCGACGACAGCAAAACCAAUGUUUGUGCCAAAGAAACCCAAGUGUCGAGCGUUGUAUGACUUUGACGCACAAAAUGCCGAUGAAUUGACUUUAAGAACAGGAGAUAUCAUUGAACUGAACAAACGAGUCGACGAUAACUGGUUUGAGGGCACACUUAACGGUCGCACCGGACUAUUCCCUACCAAUUAUGUCGAUGUCUUAAUUCCUCUCAAUCAGUGAUAAGCAAUGCAUAGGAUUUUUACUCAAUUACUUAUUCAAUAUAUUAAUUGUUGAAGUUUUCAAAGUUACAUCAAAAUGACAAAA